Knipowitschia caucasica is the source of this 513-nucleotide messenger RNA. The record is from the annotation of a GenBank genome assembly. NCBI's taxonomy places the organism in Eukaryota, Metazoa, Chordata, Actinopteri, Gobiiformes, Gobiidae.
AUGUGGUCAGUGAAGGAGGUAGAGUCAGUGAAGGAGGUAGAGUCAGUGAAGGAGGUAGAGUCAGUGAAGGAGGUAGAGUCUGUGAAGGAGGUAGAGUCUGUGAAGGAGGUAGAGUCUGUGAAGGAGGUAGAGUCUGUGAAGGAGGUAGAGUCAGUGAAGGAGGUAGAGUCUGUGAAGGAGGUAGAGUCAGUGAAGGAGGUAGAGUCAGUGAAGGAGGUAGAGUCUGUGAAGGAGGUAGAGUCUGUGAAGGAGGUAGAGUCUGUGAAGGAGGUAGAGUCUGUGAAGGAGGUAGAGUCUGUGAAGGAGGUAGAGUCCGUGAAGGAGGUAGAGUCUGUGAAGGAGGUAGAGUCUGUGAAGGAGGUAGAGUCUGUGAAGGAGGUAGAGUCUGUGAAGGAGGUAGAGUCUGAAGGAGGUAGAGUCAGUGAAGGAGGUGGAGUCAGUGAAGGAGGUGGAGUCAGUGAAGGAGGUAGAGUCAGUGAAGGAGGUGGAGUCAGUGAAGGAGGUAGAGUCUGA